This is a messenger RNA of Sipha flava (yellow sugarcane aphid), 1334 nucleotides long. RefSeq lists its product as uncharacterized. The transcript has 8 exons. Bases 123 to 1214 code for a protein of 363 amino acids. Gene Ontology annotation, cellular component: eukaryotic translation initiation factor 4F complex. The record is from RefSeq and is a predicted model, not a curated record. Lineage: Eukaryota; Metazoa; Arthropoda; Insecta; Hemiptera; Aphididae. Gene Ontology annotation, molecular function: mRNA binding; translation initiation factor activity; protein binding.
CAAACACGUCUUUCAAAAGUCUUUUGCUUGCAAGGUGUCAAAAAGCAUUCGAGUCGAUAUUCACUCGUAAACGCACUGUAGCCAAAGAGCGCAACGAAAUCGAAUCGUGCAGGGAUAAAGCAAUGCGGCGAAAACUCCAAUCCAAGUUCGAUCAAAACGAAUCGGAUUACAGGAAUCAUUCGAUUGCAAACUGCAGAUUUAUGUGUGAACUAAUGAAAUUUAACAUUUUGAUACCUGCGGUACUAGAGAUGUGUGCUGCUAGACUAGUACAAAUUGAAAAAGACAUACCAAUCGAGUGCACGUGUGUUAUAUUGAAACACACUGAUAACGCAUUGAACGAAAGUGGCGUAUUCGAGAAGCUACACGAGUAUACAACUGCGCAAAAGCAAAAACUCUCUUCCAGAGUGCAGUCCAUAAUUCUGGAUACGCUAAGACUGAAGAAUGACGGUUCAAUGGAUUGCACCACCAGUAAAAAGUCUAUUUUAUUGGACCGAACUGAAGAAAACAGUAUUAUAGAGUCUCGCAUCGAAAACACAAAACAACCCCUUGUAAGCAAGCAACCUGUAUCAACGGUCCAAAAGAGCAAACACCCGGAGUUAAAUGUUUACAAGACCGUUAAUUCGGUUAUUAACUCGGUGACCGCAGAUAACGUGAAUACUACAAUAAAUGAGUUGUCUACUCUUAUUUCGAAUUCCGACGUGAUGAAAAAGACGAUCGACUUCAUCUUUGCCAGAGCAAACAUUCGCCCAGAAAGUGUUCCAAUGUUGGUAUGCAUAUGUUCUUCGUUGAAAAACUUGGUAGUUAAUCCAGUUGAACAACACGCGAAGCCUAUAUCGUUUAAGAAAGAAGUUCUGAUACGUUGUAACCAGGUUUUGCAGUCCGGAAUACAGAGCGAUUCGAGUGAAAACGCAUUUACGCAUAAAAAACCUUUCACAUUUGUCGGCGAAUUAUUUAAUGCAAACGUGUUAUCGGCACAUACUCUACUAGAGUUUUUGCGAAACAUACCGGAUAAGCUGACAAACAGAGGGCUUGACAAUACUUGUCGCCUACUAAUAGCAGCUGGAAAAAAAUUGGAACAAGUUUACAAUCUGAAAAAAACAAUAAGAAAAUUGACGAAUAUGGUUUCGAACGACGAGAAAGGGAUAUAUUCUCUACGUAGUACAAUGCUUCUUAAAGAAUUUGUGAACCUACGCGACAAAAAAUGGUUGUUGUAGUAGAAAUAUUUUAUGCUUACCAAAUCGAAUCGAAGGUGUUCUGUCGAUUGUACAUCGACAAACACUUCCUUUGGUGGUAGUAGUCUAUUCCCGGCUGAGUAAAAGCAAACCUAUUAUUAG